GCCAAAACAGAAGAAGCAGACUUCACCUGAACGAUUGAACCAAACAAURUUCGUUAACCUUUAAUGUGGUUUUUCUUUCGUCAAACUUUAAUGUUUUGAACAGAUCACUGCUGCCUACUAUCCCUGAGACUCUAAGGAUUGAAAAACAAUUAAUAAUGUGAGCAGUUUCUUGGCAUUUUCAAGCCACAGGGGUGUUGUGRUGGUGAUGGUGACAAGCUCGUCGUUCUGAAGCAACCAAAAUUGAACGUUUAAAACCAGCGAAAAGGUGUUUACUUAAGGAUCGUCGUUUGAAGAAUCUAUUAUAUGAAUACACAAGUUUAUUAUCCGAUUACUAUUGUCUUCACAAGAUACAGAUUGACGGUAUUUCACGAGCUUUGAACUGGAAAUUCCUUGAUAUUUGCUCGAGGUUUCAACCAUCUGGACAACAUUAGCCCUAUAUUGUUGUGACAUUCUUCAUCUAUCUGUCGUCAUUAUUGCUUUAGACAAAAGCGAUUGCCAUUUAUAAUAAUGAUGUUGAAUUGCUGUGGAGAAACCAGCAAUAGUCGGAUCGUACAAGCAGUUUUAUAAUCAAGACUUAAGAACAUUUGAAGAACAGAAAAUCUCUUCAUUCCAUACUUGAAAAAAGCAAGAUACCAAACUACAAUACAGACUUCAACCAGUAGCCGGUCUUUUACGAUAAAUACAAUAAAAAAACGGCUUAUCAUUUUUGGAUUAUAUGAGUAGCAAAGAGAUUGUGGGUGCCAAUUCAAGGCAAUGUAGCAUCGAGUCAGGCCUGACUCAAAUUAUUGGACCAGUGUUAGUAUGCAUCCCAGAGAAAAAGCUCAAGGAGGUAAAGGGGUCARACCAAUUGCCUGUUCCGUCAACAGCAGCAUCAAAAAUGGCCAAGAUGAAGAAGAAGAUGCAUUCUCCUCUAUCAAAAAGGAAAAGUGGAAGCAACCAAGCAUUGGAAGAAUCUUCAUCAACAAAUAAAGUGUUUGGUGUAUCUCUGGAGGAAUCUUGUAAAAGUCUUGAAGGAUCCCCAGUACCAUGGGCUGUCACAAGAAUAGUAGACUACUUGACCAAGUGUGGUCUUAGAAAUGAAGGGAUAUUUCGUGUUAGUGGAAAUAAGAAAAGUGUUGAUAUGAUGAAAGCAGCUUUUGAUAGAGAUAAUGAUGCAGACUUGGAAGAAAUAGGAGAUGUGAUGGGUGUUGCCGGCUUGUUGAAACAAUACCUCAGAGAACUUCCUGAGCCACCCAUCCCACAGAACCUAACACAAGAGUUUAUCAGAAUACAUGAAGUUUAUGGAGAUGACAAUGCUGAGUGCUUGGAUGAGCUUCAAGCACUGUUGGAUAGACUGCCAUACUUGAAUUACCAAUUGGUCAAAUAUUUGUGUCAUUUUCUUGUAAGAGUCUCCAAGGAAGAAGAAUACAAUAAGAUGAAUACAAUGGCUCUUGCUAUAGUCUUUGGUCCCAACCUUUUCAGGUGUAAUGAUGGCUUGGAGGGUUUAAAGGAACAAGGCCACACUAAUGCUAUUCUCUGUAAAUUCUUAGAAGAUUAUGAUAAUCUUUUUAAGGAUGAUGAUGAAGUUUCCCCAUAUGCAACCACAGAUUUGUUUAUCACUGACCGUGGCUCAUCUGAUUCUCUUAAUACUGGCCCAUCCAUUUCAGACAAGGCCAUUCAAGAAGGAUCUACAAGCGAAGAGGAGGUUCCAGUGCCUAGUACAUCCACCUCUGAUACAACAAGUCAACAUGAACCUAUCUAUGCCUCUAUUGAUAAAACCAAAAAACAUCUCCUUCCUACAAGUGUAUCAUCAUCAUCAGAAGAACUAGAUUUGUAUGUCAGAUCAGUGUCUCCUUCAAUGUGGCAUUCAAACACCAGCACUAAUGGCAACAACAGUCAUAAUGGUAGCCACACUCAUCAUCAGCAUCAGGAACAGCCUGGAAGAGACGUGGUUCAAAUGGUCAUAAAGGACAGCAUCAAGGAGCACUUGUUUGGUCCAGACACGGUAUCCACAGAUGAGAAUGAAUGUAGUGCAACAGAUUCUGAAAUCUCCAGGGGACAGUCUGCAGAAUCAUUAGAUGACGUUACUGCUCCACCACUACCAGCAAGGCAUUACGGGGAAGAAGAGACCAGUAAACCUCAGCCAAAAAGAAGAAAAAAUGUCAAAAAGCAGAAAAAUCUGCAAGACACUGUUUGUGAUAUUCCUGACAAUCCUGGCCGUCCCUUACCAGUCCUAACUGAUAGUGAUCAAUCAUCUUCAACAUCUAACAAGAAGAGAAGUCAACUAACUGUGAACCUAGAAGCAAUGGAUCAAAAAGAAUUAGUUAUUUCCUUGGAUCAAAACAGUAACAGUAUUCUACAAGUCAGACCAAAGAGCAAUACAGCAAUAUCUGGCAAUGCCACAGGCCAAGAUCAUAUCGUUCCCAAGCAGGAUGAGUUGAGUGAUCUGCCCAAGAACUUUAUCCAUCCCCUGGUUGAGGAAGCUAAAAACAGAGGCAAGAUAGCAACACCACCACCCAGAUCACCUCGAUCACCUAAAGUCUCCAAAUCACCUCCCUCUCCUUCAUCACCCAACAAGCAUGGAACAAUAGAUGAAGUAGAUGGUGGGUACAACCCUGUCAAGGAACUUACUAAACAAUAUAAAAAGAGAAGUAGAGGUGCUCCAGUUGUUCCUCCUCUAGAGUUAUACAAAUUACAACAAGGUGACGUAGGUGGGGGCUCUGAUAAUCUCAUUAAAUAUGAUGUGCAGCUUUCACCAAGAGAGAGAUAUGAUGGCGUUGGUUCAGAUGAAGCACUGUUAUCACCUCGAUCAAGACCACUUACUAUUGAUACUAAGAGCAGUUAUCCCACUGAAUGUCCCCCCUCCCCUCCUCAUGACCAUGUUGAACCUUUCUGGUCCGAAAGAAG
This is a messenger RNA of Actinia tenebrosa (Australian red waratah sea anemone), 2886 nucleotides long. RefSeq names its product protein FAM13A. The record is from RefSeq and is a predicted model, not a curated record. Gene Ontology annotation, biological process: signal transduction. Lineage: Eukaryota; Metazoa; Cnidaria; Anthozoa; Actiniaria; Actiniidae.